UUAUUGUGACUACUUCGCUAUGUAUCUGGCCCGUGUCCCUCCAUCUGUGAGAGACACAUCACAGUGGUUGGAAACACAAAGAGAACGUGAAAGACUACUACCAGAAAUGGAUGGAAGAGCAGGCCCAGAGCCUGACUGACAAAACAAUGGUUGCAUUUCACCAAGGAAAGAUACCUCCAGCUCCAUUCUCUGCUCCUCCUCCUGCAAGGGCCAUGAUCCCACCUCUUCCCAGUCUCCCGGGUCCUCUUUGCCCUGGCAUGAUGCCUGUACCCCACGUGGGAGACCCUCCCAUGAUGCUAAUAAUAAGCCCCCCUCCUCCCGGGAUGAUGCCUGUGGGACCUGCUCCUGGAGUGAGGACUCCCAUGGGUGGCCACAUGCCCACGAUGCCUGGGCCUCCAAUGAUGAGACCUCCUGCUCGCCCUAUGAUGGUGCCCACUCAGUCUGGCAUGACUCGGCCAGACAGGUAG
Peromyscus californicus insignis is the source of this 467-nucleotide messenger RNA. RefSeq names its product U1 small nuclear ribonucleoprotein C-like. The transcript has a single exon. Lineage: Eukaryota; Metazoa; Chordata; Mammalia; Rodentia; Cricetidae. The record is from RefSeq and is a predicted model, not a curated record. Bases 111 to 467 code for a protein of 118 amino acids.